This is a messenger RNA of Ceraceosorus guamensis, 3108 nucleotides long. RefSeq lists its product as hypothetical. The record is from RefSeq and is a predicted model, not a curated record. The transcript has 3 exons. The coding region runs from base 1 to 3108 and encodes 1035 amino acids. Lineage: Eukaryota; Fungi; Basidiomycota; Exobasidiomycetes; Ceraceosorales; Ceraceosoraceae. Gene Ontology annotation, molecular function: metal ion binding.
AUGAAGUUUGGAAAGUCGUACAUGGAAACACUAGCCAGCCCCUCGUUCCCGCAAGAGUGGAGGGAAGGUGCCAUCGAGUACAAGCAUCUCAAGAAGCUGAUCAACGGUGUCGUGGCUGAGCUUGAAUCUCUUGGGCUCGGUGCGGACGUGCUCAGAGAGCUCAUAGCUCCAGCUACGCAAUCCGGCGAUGCGCACGAAGAAGAGGAUGAAGACAUCCAAAUGUCUCAGCUAGCGGCUGCGGCUGCUGCCAAGUCUUCGCUCCACCCGAGCCACCACGGCGUACCGGCGCGGCGAUCAUCGCAGAGCAGCGAGUCCAGGGCACGUUCGCGAUCGCUGACCAGCAGUGGUACUGAGGACUCAAGCGCAGAUGAGGCUGCUACAACUGGGCCCGGAAAGUACGGCAGGCUUCUGGUCGAUUCUAGAGCUGCUAGAUUGGGCGGCUCUGAGAGUGGCAACCCGCUAAGCCCACUCAUAGAGGAGACUGGCCCUUCCUCUUCCCGGACAAGCCCAUACACGAUUGGACGACCUAGCGCAGAGGAGCAAGCGCCAGCUAUAAGUCUGGGUGUUGCGGCCCUGUCGCCGAGUGCUACCCUCGAGGCACAGAAGGCGCAAAGAGCAGCGCAUGGAAGUCCCUUGGAAGUGCCGAGCGAGGACUGCGAAGAGUGCGUCGCUGAUGCUGGUGCGAGGGAAGCAGCGCGCAAGUCCUUGGGUGAAGGCUCUCAGUCGAACGGUAUAUCCGCCAUCGUGAGCCCUUCUAAGGCAUCCUCGCAUGAGUCUCCUGCAGCGGAGUGGCUGGAAAAGAUAGCCCACUCUCAGCCCCAUCAGCGGCGUCGCAGCGCUCGCAAAAGCUCGGGGGCCUCCCAGACAGCGGGCGGAUGGGCAAGCUCGGAUGGCAGUCCGUCGAGCUCGAGGCAGCACUCUGUGGAUGUCUCGGAUACGGACGGUGCUGCACGUCGCCGCCAUCACCAUCAUCACCAUCAUCACGAGCAGCACCAGCACCAGAGUCACGAAGAGGGCCCCGAAGCGCUGCGACCCGAUCCUCGACUGCUUUUGAAGCCCCACGAGCGCCCCUCGGCUUUCAGGAAGCGGUCUUCAGCCGAUGGGUCUUCGGGCGUAGGUAGCCCAGAUGCAGUCACAGACGACGAGACCAAUCAAUGGUAUGGCAUGGGCAAGAAGGAGCUCGAGGAAUUCAGGAGAAGGAAAAGCGAAGUCUUUGGUGAUGGUCCGCAGAAGGAGGAUGGUGUGAGGAGGGCUUCAAUGCCCGCACACGAUCUUCAGCCCGGCGAACGGGCACAAGGCGCAAGUGCAGCAAACGAUCACGGCAGGCAUGACUGGGGUGGACAUGCUUGGAGGGAGAGACCCGGUGACGCUUGGAAGAUGGAGAAUGACACAGCUAAGCCUUCUGGCUCGCUCCGCGAUAGACCUAAUUUGGCCGCCAGACGAUCGAGUUCUGGUGGCGCAGUUGGCAAACAACCCGAGGACGGUCAUGCUCGCAAGAGCAGGUGGGUCAAAGGAAAGGAUGGACGACGUGCCCGAGCAGAGUACGAGCUUGGGGGCACCAAAGAGCAUCCGGUUCCUCGGAUUCGCCUGUUCGUCGAAUCGCCUGUCAACUCCGGAGACGAAGGGAGCGCCGAAGAGUCCGCGUCUGAGGACGACAGCACAUCCGACGCUGGCGCAGAGGAUGCGGGGCCGCGCAUCACGGAGCUGCCGCCGACGCCCAAAACGCUCAAGGGUUCACCCGGUCGCGAGCCGGCGGUGCUCGCUCUACCGAACGCUUCGCUUCCAGACAGCACGUCAACGCAGCGCGCCGAUGCAGAUGCUGGGUCGGCGCCAGCUCCGUCCUCAGAGCAACUCGGGACGUCUGCAGCAAGAAGUCACGAGGGACGCCGCAUGCGUCACCGAGAAAUCGUCAUUCCCCUGACAGCGGACACGGAGUUCCUCGAUACGCUGACCGGCGCUCUGCAAAACCUCUCCAACCUGCAAAGUGCGCAGAGGGAUGCAUUUCAGCAACAGACCGAGUCGCUUUGCAGCGCAGUGGCCCGCGUCGCGUCUCCAUACGCAACGAAGAGCGACCUUUACGUCUGGAGAGAGAUUUUCGCAUUGUACGUCGAGAUGCAGAUCUUCGAGUCCGAGCGGGAAAAGGAUCGAGGAGAAGUCAGUGUGGAUGAGAGCGAGGCGCGAUUGAAAAGGUUCGCUGAAGAACUCGCCAAGCGAGGCUGGACCGCGUCCAAUGAGUCAGGAGAAGAUGCGCGGGGCGGCAUUCCCGGCCACAAGCACCGCGGUGGAUUGGCAGCUCGUCUCAGCAGACGGAAGAGCAGUGCUGCUGGCGCUUCAGCAGGCGGCUCGCUGCAGCCCAUGAAAGAUCAGAGAUCCGUCAAUGCGCUUCAAGAUUUCCUUCGGCUCAAUUUGGCCUUGUUGGACGUGAAGAAAUUCCAACGGGUGAACAUCGAAGCGGCGAGGAAAAUUUUGAAGAAGCACGACAAGCGCACUGCGCUCACGGCUAGCGAUGACCUGAGAGCUUUCAUAGCUCAGCAGGAUGCAGCUAGGCUGGGAGCUGCUACUGUGGCGGGCAUGGGCCUGUCCGGGCUCGUGCAGAUCCCGCCUGAAGCCUUUGGGGUCGGUUCAGAUGGCGCCAGUCAUCGAUCGGGAGCUCUGGUUCCUACUGGCGGAGGGACCCAUCCUUCCCUGGCGGCCCUCUUGCCGAGCAGCACAACGGGCAUUCUCGCAGAGAGCUUGCCUCACAUUCUCCUCUCGCUCCUGACCACCACGCUUCUGCCCAUUCUGCCGAGCAUCGACGACUACGCCUGCGCCAUCUGCACGGGUGUGGCUUGGAGACCCAUCCGACUGGACUGCGCGCACCUCUUCUGCAUCCGAUGCCUCGUGAAGCUACAAAAGAAGGGCAAGGCUGACUGUCCGCUCUGCAGAGCUAAAGGUGUCGUGGGUAGCGCCGAUGGGAAGAAUUUGGACGAAGCGGCGACAAAGUUUAUGAAGACUUGGUUCCCUCACGAAGUUGCAGAGAAGGAUUCCGAGAAUGAGACAGAGAGGAGAAAGGAAGAGAUGGCUGAGUUGGGACUUCAAGUGGAUGCUGAUAAGUGCACCGUCUGCUGA